Molecule: messenger RNA, 1590 nt
Organism: Pezoporus occidentalis (night parrot)
Lineage: Eukaryota; Metazoa; Chordata; Aves; Psittaciformes; Psittacidae
Gene: TICAM2
Product: TIR domain containing adaptor molecule 2
Biological process (GO): response to exogenous dsRNA; TRIF-dependent toll-like receptor signaling pathway; positive regulation of myeloid dendritic cell cytokine production
Molecular function (GO): protein kinase binding
Source: RefSeq, a predicted model, not a curated record
AGAUUGGAUUUUUCAUCAGCAAAAACAGCUGGAAACUACUGAACUUGAAUAUCAGCUUUUCUCCCAGCACUUCUGCCUUCUUUCAUUAGCACAAUAGCAUCCUCUAGUCAAAUAAGUUUGUUGUUUAAAAAAGGCAAGUAAUUCCUUUUUCACAUUGUCCUAGCAGUCAGUAGUUCUUUUGCCUUUUUCUUUCUCUUUUUUUUUUUUUUUGAGUGGAGAAAGCAGACAUUAUUUACAGUGACAAAUCGUUUUUGGACGUGUGUGGUUUUGUAAUGGGCAGUAGUAGCUCCAGACAAAUCACUCUUAGCAGAGAGCAGCAAAAGGCUAACAGCUUGAGUACAGGUCUAGGAGACUGCAAGCCAAUUUAUGAACUGUCAGGUUUCUCUGCUGAAAUCAGGGGACCUACAAGCAGGACUUAAUGAGUUUGCAGCAGUAACAAUACUACUGAGGCUGUUUUCUAGGUUUGUGACUCUGUGCACUGACAAAGAUGCAAAACCUGCUGCAGAAUAAAUUUGGUGUUAAAUCUCCAAUAAUCUUUGCAGUGAUACCUUGUAAUGAACAUGUCUUGUAAAAUUUAAAUGGUGGUAUCAGUGGCUCAGCAUGGACCAUUAUGCUAUGAAAAGAAAAUGUGAAUGCACCUUGGUAUAUGUUUCAGUCUUUCACCUCCCUUUUAAAUGCUCUUAACAGCAGAAAUUACAGCUCUCCAAUACGUGGGAGGCCACUGAAUAACCGUGUUACACAGGAGAAGACUUCUUUUUUUUUGUUUCAGACUGUUAAUGCCCUGUAGGAGGAUGGUCCUGGCUUUGCAAAACAAGUGGAGAAAAUUUUCCGCCAUUCUACAUAUGAGCGAGAGUGAGAAAUACAAAGCAAGGAAAGGAUGAAACAGAACCGAGAACACUUUUUAGGGAAAAAAAAACAAAGCUGUGAAGACAGAAGAAUAAAGCAAAUAUUAUAUUCCUUGAUCUUGUUUUAUAAAGGAAGGGAAACUCUUCUUCUGGUGAAACUAAUGGUAAAGUUCUCUGCCAAGCAUGUUAAGGACUGCUGAAUGCAUGCCAUAUAUGAAGGUACACAUGUCACUGUGUCUACUUAGAAUUACAAAAUGCUGCCAACCUGAAACCCCAGCUAUAUUUGGCUUUAUCUUGUGAGCUCUGCCAGAAAUGUGCUGUUUUCCAAUAAUAACAUACAGCUUUUCAUAUCUUAUAGCUGAUACUGAAAAAUACUAAAAACAGAAAUACCUGUAAUCACAAUGAAAUCAGUGCAUUAUGAAUGACACUCUAUGAAAUAUGGUGUUACUUUGAGAAAUGGGUAUUUCAAAGAUGCCUUAGUUUUGUUAUGUUUAGGAUUUUUGCUAUAAAGUCAACAUUUGCUGAUUUGUUUUGUUGUUUCAAGAAAUAUUUUCUUGGCUCUGACUAAACUUUGUCAGGCAUAUUCUUUAAGGGAAAAUAUUAGGCAAUUAUAUUGGAGAAAAAUAGAGUGGGAGACUGGCUUAAGGACAAGUGUUCUGAGCUCAGGCUGGAAAAGGAGAGCCACAGAAAUGUCACCUAUUUUAAUUACUUGUAUUUUGUGCACUUCACUUAUCCCAGGUUUUAA